Messenger RNA from Pedinophyceae sp. YPF-701, 657 nucleotides. The record is from the annotation of a GenBank genome assembly. Lineage: Eukaryota; Viridiplantae; Chlorophyta; Pedinophyceae.
AUGCUGAGCGGCGACGCCACGGAGCAGACCCCGCCGGACCUGCCGUCCUACCUGUUCAAGGAGCGCAUCGUGUACCUGGGCAUGUCCCUCGUGCCAUCGGUCACCGAGCUGAUGCUCGCCGAGCUGCUCUACCUCCAGUACGACAGCCCGACCAAGCCCAUCUCCAUGUAUAUCAACUCCACGGGGGUCACGCGGGGUGGGGAGCGCCUCGGCUACGAGACGGAGGCGUUUGCGAUCUACGACACGAUGCGCUUCAUCAAGCCGCCCGUCAACACGGUGGCGGUGGGGAGCGCGUUCGGCGAGGCGGCGAUGCUGCUGUCCGCGGGCGAGAAGGGCCACCGCGCGGCGCUGCCGAGCGCGACGGUGAUGAUCCGGCAGCCGAUGAACCGGUUCGUGCGGCAAGGCGGCAUGCAGGCCUCCGACCUGGACAUCUACCGGCGCGAGAUGCGGCGCAUCACGGACGAGGUCGUGGACCUGCUGUCGGAGCACACGGGCCACUCGUCGGAGAAGAUCGCCAAGGACAUCCUGCGCCCGAAGUACUUCAACCCGUGGGAGGCCGUCGAGUACGGCAUCAUCGACCGCGUGCUCACGCCCGACGACGACGUCAUCGCCGCCGUCGUGCAGAAGUCGCGCGGGUCCUACAACACCGAGCUCUGA